GCAAGAAACAAAGAAUUGUAUGUGAAACUUUGUUAAUGUUUAACAAUUUUGCUAAUAUAUUAUCCGAUAUAAUAUAUAGAGCCUUACUACGAGCAUGUAUAGAGCAGUCAAUCUAUGUAGCCCGACAAUAUACAAGUCAUUAGUUAAUAAACAAACAUUUCUGCCUGUGAGAUUGCAUAAAGAUUCUUAAAUAAUAAAAAAAACAAAGAAAUUGAUAAUUUUUAAUUAAAAACAAUAAAAUUGGAAGUUAACAUUCGAUUAGUAUCGUUUUGAGUCGAUAGUUUGCAAAAAAAAUCAGCUGUUUGCAACACUUGAUUAUUGUUUAAAUUACUAUUUUGAACUGAACUGACGAGAGUGGAAAAAGCUCACUUUGCCCGUGAUAAACGUCUUAAGGAAUGAUUAAGGUCAAUUAAAACCGUGGAGUGGACAAACCUGGGCAGCUGUUAAGCAUGGCAUUUGAAGGUUGCAAUGAUUUUGUGGUGCUCACCGAGGUGGUUCGAAAACAAUAUGUACAUUAUCUGGAGCGCCAGUUGCAGGAGAAUGUCUGCGCCUGGGCAAAGAAGUCAAGGAAUCACCACAAGCCCACUGCGUGGGCCUGCAUUCCCCAGAGCCUGAGCAAGCUAGAGGAAAUGGCUGUCAAAGCCUGCAUGGCUGCUCAGAUCUAUCAGCGAGCCAUGGUCAAGAUGAUAGCCACCGUCAGAAGGAAUACGCAGGAGUGUCGCCUGGCCAACGUUUUAUUCAAAAACAUGCAGCUAAUGGGGCGCGAGGAAAAUACACUGCCAGCAAACUCUGUCCAAUGUUUGGUCGAUAAGGCAACGCAAACCGUAUGCAACGAGCCAUCCAAUGAUAGUUUAAGUCACAGUCAGAGUAAUUCCCAUGGAGAAGAAGACUAUGGCAGCGUCGAGCUGCGCCAGAAAAUCGAUUUGUUUCAGGCCCGACUCGAAAAAUCAGAGGCCAACAAUGAGCAGCUUCCUUGUCGCCGCUGUCGUCAGCUUCGUCGCAACAAGCAUGUUGUCCCGCCGGAGCAGCCGGAAGAGCAGCAGCAGCAGCCAAUGGAGGACGAAGAUGCAGUCGGCAAGGAGUUGGCCCUGCUAUUUGGCGAUGAGAACACCGAUUUAAAUGAAAUCUUCGGGAUUGAGUGCACCGCUGCCACAGACGAGCCUCAGGUAUCGGACAUCCUGGAGGAGCUGCCCAGCAUAGACGAAAGUGAAGAUCCGCCCACGCCCUUGGACUCAGCUGUAGAGCACAGUGAAACGGAUUUACGCACCAGCCGCUGGCCCUGUGAACUUUAUGCUCAGCGCCGUCGUCUCAAUGCCUGUCUGAUCCGUCUGUUAGAGGCCGACUGGCGCUGUGAGGAUAAACUACGGCACAAGUUUCACAUACUCUUUGGCGAGGACAGUGACGAUGAGUUCUCUGCCCAAAUAUCCAGUCCCUCUAUCGAUCUGGUGGAUGAAGUACUGCUGGCCAGCUGCAUCCUCCGCAUUCGGCCGUGGAUUGUGCGCAAUCUGAUGGCUGCGCUUCAGGAGCGUCUCAUUGCCAAUCGAUUUCUGUUCAAGAAACUAGCCAGGAUGAUGGCCUACCACAUUGUCAUGGCCAAUCCGUACUGUUCGGAGCAACAGGUCAAACAGGCGGUGGAGCAUCUCUUCUGCCUGUUACCGCGUGGAGUGCAGAACGCCUACGAUCUCGAAAGUUUGCCUCCCGUGGAGGUGGAAAGAUUUGAAGUGUGAGAAAUGCCAUGCCAUAAUCCAACUACUAGUCACAUAAAUUGUACAAAUUUGAUUACGAAUUUAGCCACUAUUAGCUGGAGAGGAAGCCAGAACACAAGUCAAUUAUUUUUCGUUUUUUGUGGUUUCUUUAAAUUAUUAUUAAUUCAAUGAUUACAAUAAUUUUCUUGCUGCACAUCUCUCCAUCCUGUUUUUUUUUUAUAAUUAUAUAAAUUUUAAUAUAU
Drosophila obscura is the source of this 1948-nucleotide messenger RNA. RefSeq lists its product as uncharacterized. Bases 450 to 1727 code for a protein of 425 amino acids. The record is from RefSeq and is a predicted model, not a curated record. NCBI's taxonomy places the organism in Eukaryota, Metazoa, Arthropoda, Insecta, Diptera, Drosophilidae. The transcript is spliced from 3 exons.